GUAUUGUGGGUAGCUUGGAGAGGGAGUGUUUCCUGCUUCUUCUCGGUCCUGUCCCAGUAGAACCAGUACAGAACCAGUGUUCCCACUGAGCCCAGUCCGCCCAGCAGACAGAGACAGAGUCCGGGCAGGAGGCCGGAAGUUCCCCCGGGACAGACGGAAGGACAGACGGAAGAUGGCGAAGACCUACGACUAUCUGUUCAAGCUGCUGCUGAUCGGUGACAGCGGCGUCGGUAAGACCUGCCUGCUGUUCCGGUUCAGCGAGGACGCCUUCAACACCACCUUCAUCUCCACCAUCGGAAUUGACUUUAAAAUCAGGACGAUCGAACUGGACGGGAAGAAAAUCAAACUUCAGAUCUGGGACACCGCUGGUCAGGAGAGGUUCAGGACCAUCACCACAGCCUAUUACAGAGGAGCCAUGGGCAUCAUGCUGGUGUAUGACAUCACCAACGAGAAGUCUUUUGAUAACAUCAGGAACUGGAUACGCAACAUUGAGGAGCAUGCGUCUUCAGACGUGGAGAGAAUGAUUCUGGGAAACAAAUGUGACAUGAACGACAAAAGACAAGUGUCCAAGGAGAGAGGAGAGAAGCUGGCAAUUGAUUACGGGAUCAAGUUUCUGGAAACUAGCGCCAAGUCGAGCAUCAACGUGGAGGAGGCCUUUUUCACCCUUGGCAGAGACAUCAUGACCAGACUCAACAGGAAGAUGAACGACAGCAACCCAUCAGGAGGAGGCGGACCCGUCAAGAUCACAGAGUCACGCUCCAAAAAGAGCUUCUUCAGGUGCUCCCUGCUGUAGCUGCUCCUCCUGCUCGUCCUGCUCCUGCUCCUCGUCCUGCAGGAGGACACACCUGUGGAGACAUGAGGAGCGUCUUCAUCAGAACCUUCUGGAACGUUUCUGCUUUUCUCUCAGCUCACAGCUCCUCCUUCUUCUUCUUCUUCUUCUGUUCUAAACUCCGCGUCACUGCAGCAGGUGAGGACGACACCGCAGCCACCACGAUGAUGAUGAUGAUGAAGAGGAGCAGCUGGCGUGAGGCUGUGAGACGUCUCACUCUGUUUCAUGUUUUAUCGUCAUUUAAAUUCUGCAGCAGAAAAAAAAAACGAACUCAGAGUUGAACCAAAGAAGUGGCGUUUGAAGCUGCAGCUCAUCGACACAUCAACGCAUCCGUGUGUUUGUGUCAUACAUGUGUCAUUAUUAUGAGUGACAUCACAAGACACAUUUAAUGAGACACACAGGAGCUGAUCAAUCAACCAAUAAUGAGAAUCUAAAGUUACAUCAGUUUCAUGUUAACGACUCGUUUCUGUUCAUUAACGUGAUUUAAUUCAUGCGUCACAGUGUCAGCUCAGAUUAUUGAACAAAAACACAACUAAUAAUUUCAUCUUUUAAAUUCACUUUAAAUGUGUCAAUAUUCAAUAAUCAGUAAUUAAACUGAUCUGAUUCUGAGCAGAGAAUUCAUCACAUCAUAAAUUAAUAUCAGACAAACAUGUAAACAUCCUGUUUGUAUAUAAACAUCCUGUUAAAGGGAUCAAACACAUCUGAUCAUGUUAAUAAUCAUGUUCAUUGAUUGUCUCUUCAGAGACUCCGCCCCCUUCACGCCUGUACUAACACACAUCAAUGAUCUGAUCACAGGUGGACGGCUGAGACAUACUUACAGCCCCACCCACAGUUAUGACAUCACACUUCUGUUAGCGUGCUAGCUCGUCAUGUUAGCAUCGUGUUGUACAGCUGGUGACAUCAGCAGAGUCCAACACGAGGACAAAAUGAGGGACGGUCACACAACAUUUUGUCCAACUGGACAUGAAAUAAAAUGAAAUGUGGAAGUUAUCAAGCGGCAGCCGGCGUCACCAAAACAACCGCCACAUCCUGCACCGAUGACGUCGUCCUUUUCGGGGACGCGUCAUGACGGAUUAGUGGUUAAAUCACAAAGUGUCCAAUGUGUCCUUCGUCUCAGAUCACAGUGCGUCUUGGUGGUCGUUGACGCUCGUAUUCAGCCCCGUCCACGUGUGAUCGGAUCACCUGAUGUGUGUUGGUACCAGGUCUGACCUGUCGUGUCCUUUAAUCCUUCGUCCUGAUGCUGUGACAUCGGCUUGUUCAUGAUGUCAUGAUGUGAAACUGUGACAUCAUCAUGAGCGCCACUCGGCUCUGAUAUUAAUGAUGUCAUGAGUUUAUGUUUACGGUGCAGCAGAGGAUCAGGAUUAAAGCAGCUGACAGGAAGUCUGACACACCUCAAACUGCGACUGACCUUCAGACGAGUCGAAGUUUCUUCCUGAGAGACAAAAAGAAGAGUUUUGUUACUGCGACAUGUUUCUGAUGUUUCACUGAACACACAGGAAGUGAAUACGUGUUGUAACCAACGCUGUGGCUCAAACGUCAACACUCCGUUCUUCAUUUCAUUCAUUUCUCCUCAUCAGACUCUGACGCUUCUCGUCGCUCCACAUCUGAUCCGUCACAUGUUCACUUCUCUCACGACUAAAAUCUGCCCCCUUGUGACAACGUUUAAACUGAACACGACCGCUGACCCUAAGAAGAGGCGUGAUGCGUUCACUGUCUGCUGCUCGGCCGUGAGGCGUUCAGUGAUGUGUUCGCUGUCUGCUGCUCGGCCGUGAGGCGUUCAGCGAUGUGUUCGCUGUCUGCAGCUCGGCCGUGAGGCGUUCAGCGAUGUGUUCGCUGUCUGCAGCUCGGCCGUGAGGCGUUCAGCGAUGUGUUCGCUGUCUGCAGCUCGGCCGUGAGGCGUUCAGUGUCUGCUGUGUUUCUGUGCUUUAACUGAAAUAACUGCUGCUUUUCUAUAUUUUUAUAUUUGCUCUCGUUUGUUGACAUGAAACCACUCGAGGAAAAAAAACUAACAGAAUUUUAUUUUUUAACAUUUUUUAUUCAGCUUUUUGUUGAAAUUCUUAUUUUUGUAUGAAUCUGAAAAGUUUCAGGUCUUGAAGAGUUUUAUUCAGUUUAUGACUUUAAUCUUUCCUGCAGCGCGUCACCUCAACAUUCACUCAUUCAUCAGAAUUAUUACACUCAUUGUAUUAAUCAUUCAUCACUUCAUUACAUCUGGAUUUAAAUGAUUUAUUAACUCAAAGAAAAAUCAAUUAAUAAUUCUGCUUCCUCUGAAUUUAAAUAUAAAUAUUAAUUGUUGAGGAACAAACAAAGAACGAGGACGAAAUAAAGAAUAAAAAGUUUGAAUUCUUCUGAACGAAGGAAUCAGAAUUAUUGAUUAUUUUAAUCACUGUGUUUUUGUUUGUUUUUGAGUUUGUGUUUGAAAUAUUUACAUUUUUUACAGUGUUGUUUGUUUGUUGUUCAGAUGUUGAAGGAAAAAAGUUUUUGUCCAAACUGAAAUAUCUGACGUGUUAAAACUGUUUCCUGUUUACAGACUCAGUAUUAUUAUUAUUAAUAUAAUUAUUAUCACUGUUUUUAUCUCCUGUGGAUUUUUUCAGCUGCACUUUAUGUUCUGUGUUUUUGCUUCUUCUGAUAAAAAGGUGCUUUAACUUGUCGACGUGUGUCCCCCGAUCAAUACUGAACCAAUACUGAACUAAUCAGCACUGACGGCUCAGAGGUGAUGUUCGUGUCUUUUUAAUUUCAGGUUCAUUUAUUAAUAAUUCUCUGAGGAUGUUUCCUUUAUUCUUCCUCUGAUUAAUCAAUAAGUCGAUCAAUCAAUCAGCUGUUUGUGUUCAUGUUUCAUAAAUUCAUUAAAAAUCUGAAUUCAUCAACUCAUUUAAAGUGAUGAAGGAACAAUCAACUAAGCAAUCAAUCGGUGAGUCAAAUAAAACAAUGAAUGACGUCACUUAAAUAAACAAACAGGAAGUCAAAUAAAAAAUUAAAAAGUUUGGUUUUAUCAGAAACACACACACACACACACACACACACACACAUAUAUAAAUAUAAAUAUAUAUUUUGGGGAACACAAACAGCUGCCAGUGUUUAUAGGUGAACAGCUGAUCAAUAGCUGAUAAUGAUCAGUUGACUGGUUGUAGUCUUAAUCAAUAACUGAUAAUUCUGAAACUGUUUGAAUUGUGUUAAAAAUGUUUUUAUUUUUCAGCACUUUGCUCUGGCGCCUCUAUGCAAACACCCACCUGUGUUAUUGAUCUCUGUUUACCUGUUAUUGAUUUAUUAGUUUAUGUGUUAUUGAUGGUAUUAUUAUCGAUACUGUGGUGUCUGAUGAGAGAUGAUCAGAUGUAUUGAUGAUUGAACGGAACAGUUGGAGGAUCAGAAUCUUUUUUUCAAACCAACUCAUAAAAACUUUUCUUUAAUAAACAUUUUUAUAUUUGUGAGUUUGUUUGUUGACGAGCGACAGAAGUGAUGAAGAUUCAUUUGUCUUCAUCAGACUGACGAUUAUUAAAUGUAAUAAAACAGAUGAAGGCUCCGAUCACAGGAACCGGAUGUUUAUUCUGCCGUGAGGAAAUUUUAUACGAAAUGAAAUUAUAUUUCCUCCAUGAUGACACAGAAAAUAUAAAGUCUGUAAAAACUAUAGAAAGUAAGUAAAGUUUAUAGAUGUACGGUAAAUAUAAAGUCAAUAUAUAAAGUCAAUAUAUAAAGUCAAUAUAUAAAGUCUAGUUAAAGUCAAUAUAUAAAGUCUCUGACAGCAUGUGUUUAUGAGACUGUAUGAAUAUUAAUAUCGAGCAGUGACGAGUUGGUUUGAUAAAAACUUUUCUGUGGGUUUCAUCUGUUUGACGAUAGAAGAAGCUCUUAAUGUGAAAUCAUGUCUGUGACAUCACUGUGGUGACCCUUGACCUUUGACCUCUUUAAAUCUUCAGUUUUCACAUUUGUCUUCCAUUUCCUGCUCUGUGAUGUCAUCACAAAGUCAGCUGAUUGUACAAUAAACAACUUUUUUCUA
Epinephelus fuscoguttatus (brown-marbled grouper) is the source of this 4817-nucleotide messenger RNA. RefSeq names its product ras-related protein Rab-8B. Gene Ontology annotation, cellular component: endosome; plasma membrane; trans-Golgi network transport vesicle. Lineage: Eukaryota; Metazoa; Chordata; Actinopteri; Perciformes; Serranidae. Bases 173 to 793 code for a protein of 206 amino acids. The transcript is spliced from 8 exons. Gene Ontology annotation, biological process: protein localization to plasma membrane; protein secretion; cellular response to insulin stimulus. The record is from RefSeq and is a predicted model, not a curated record. Gene Ontology annotation, molecular function: GTP binding; GTPase activity.